CAAUAAAACAGCAUUCAGCAUGUUGCUUCAUCCUUAUUGUCUUGCUGAGCUCCCUGAUUGGUCGAAAUGGUGAGAAACUUCAGCCAGGCCAGAACCCACAUAUUCAUAUGGAGAUGUGAGAUUAUAAAAGUGAGAUGAAGAUGAGAGAGAGAGAGAUAAGAUUGCUACAGCACAGAUAUCCAGGCAUGGCACCUACAAUCACUGCAGCAAUGAGCAAUUCUCAGAAGCAUUCAACUCUGAAUCACAAGCUCAGAAAGCCUCUGGUGGAGAAGUUACGCAGAGAGCGAAUCAACACCUGCAUUGAGCAGCUCAAGUCUCUCCUGGGUCCAGAGUUCCUCAAACAGCAGCCAGACUCCAAACUGGAGAAGGCAGACAUCCUGGAGAUGACAGUUUGCUUCCUGAGACGACUGCAGCAGCAGCGUAAAGCUGUGGACUCAGCAGCUGUUGAUAAGGGCUACUCCAGAUGUGUCCAAGAGGUGGCACAUGUUCUGUCCAAAGAGGAGGUGAACACUCUGUCUCACAGAAGACUGCUGAACCACAUCAACAAACUGCAAAACUCCUCUGACAACCUGAGAGAGGCUGAUAUCUCUCGACUGAGCUACACAGUCCAGACCACCAUGACCAAAGAUAAGACUCGAGUCAACAGCUCCCUCUGGAGGCCGUGGUGGACACCAACUGUCAGAAGUUGUUAA
Molecule: messenger RNA, 692 nt
Organism: Pelmatolapia mariae (spotted tilapia)
Lineage: Eukaryota; Metazoa; Chordata; Actinopteri; Cichliformes; Cichlidae
Product: transcription factor HES-5-like
Exons: 2
Coding region: 135-692 (185 amino acids)
Biological process (GO): anterior/posterior pattern specification; regulation of transcription by RNA polymerase II; regulation of neurogenesis
Cellular component (GO): nucleus
Molecular function (GO): DNA-binding transcription factor activity, RNA polymerase II-specific; RNA polymerase II cis-regulatory region sequence-specific DNA binding; protein dimerization activity
Source: RefSeq, a predicted model, not a curated record